GCAGCGUCACAGUUCAGUAGGCUCGUGCACUGCGCAGAGGUGUGAGCAACAACUGCGCGUGAUCCAGAAGAAGAAACCUGCAGCAAAAGACAAGUGGACAUCUUCUGAAAUAUGGCUGUGACCACACCCUUUCUGGCGUUAUGUGCCUGUGUUUUGGUGUUUUACCAUGUGGAAGCAACAACGGACACCCUGAGCCCUCUGGAUUCUUCUUUCUGUCACGGUGGACUACAGGUCGUCUAUCCAGAACUGGACAUUGACAAAUGCCUCAUAAUUCCAAAGAAACUCAGAGAAAAGCUCAGCAUAGUUUGGAAAGCACCGCAGAUUUACUUCUCUGGAGCAAACAAGAAUAAGAUGUAUGUUCUGGUGAUGGUUGAUGCUGAUGCUCCGUGCCGCGCCAAACCAACAUUUGCUUACUGGAGGCACUGGCUGGUCGUGAACGUACAGGGCGAUGCACUGAAGGAAGGACAGAUACAGGGGACGACCCUCUCUGACUAUAUUCGUCCGACCCCGCCGCAGAAAUCUGGUUUUCACCGCUACCAGUUCAGGUUGUUUGAGCAGCUUCCAGGCGCACCACCGUCACUGACCAAGCAGGAGAAGUCAAGCCGCGGUAAAUGGGAUCUUCAGGCCUUCAUCAAAAGGUUUGAUCUGGGAGAGCCUGUGGCCACUCUGCAGUUUCUCACCCAAGACUACAAAGACUGAAGGAUGUUCAGACACCUGAAUGACUAAUCUGUCACUAUAAUCAUAUAAAAUAAGAUGUUACUUUCCCUGAAUUAAACAGCAUCAUUUCUUCA
Molecule: messenger RNA, 791 nt
Organism: Cottoperca gobio
Lineage: Eukaryota; Metazoa; Chordata; Actinopteri; Perciformes; Bovichtidae
Gene: pebp4
Product: phosphatidylethanolamine binding protein 4
Exons: 7
Coding region: 112-699 (195 amino acids)
Source: RefSeq, a predicted model, not a curated record